AUGGUUCGAGUACUGUUCAAAUGGGAAGAAGAGAAAUUGUCCUGUAUGCAAGCAGACCUGUUCAGAGGCCAAGCAGACCUGUUCGAAGAAUUGAAUAUAUCUGCUGAUUUGUUGAAGGGUUUAUAUGCGGAGAUGAAGUUUGAGAGGCGGAGCAAGAUCCAGACGAUCAGUUUGCCUAUGAUUCUGACCCCUACUUACAAGCACUUGAUCGCUCAGGCACACAAUGGUUCUGGCAAGACUACUUGUUUCGUGCUUAGCAUGUUGAGCCAUGUUGAUCCCAAACUCAUUGCUCCUCAGAACGUGGAAGUUCUUAAGAAGAUGGGGAAUUAUACAAGAAUUACUUCUGAAUGUGCUAUACCAAUGGAUAGCAGCAAUUAUGUUCCAAUUUCAAAACAAGCACCAGUGACAACACAAUUAGUGAUUGGCACUCCUGGUACAAUCAAUAAAUGGGCGACAGCAAAGAAAUUGAGCACGAACUAUUUGAAGAUUCUUGUUUUUGAUGAAGCUGACCACAUGUUGGCAGAGCUACUAGCAGUCAAGAAACUCGAUACUACAGCUUGUAGGAAGCAGAGCAAUGACGAUUUCCUUGAGCUAGUGUUUAGUGUCUCUAAGCUUAAACACGCUAAUGUAGUUGAGCUUGUGGGUUACUGUGCUGAGCAUGGGCAGCAGCUACUUGUCUUUCUUGGGGGAGACUUUGGAGUAGGUUUUCUAUCUCCUACAUUGAGUGCAUAA
Camellia sinensis is the source of this 732-nucleotide messenger RNA. Lineage: Eukaryota; Viridiplantae; Streptophyta; Magnoliopsida; Ericales; Theaceae. The record is from RefSeq and is a predicted model, not a curated record.